Durio zibethinus is the source of this 1048-nucleotide messenger RNA. Its product is annotated as selT-like protein. Gene Ontology annotation, cellular component: endoplasmic reticulum membrane. Gene Ontology annotation, biological process: cell redox homeostasis. Lineage: Eukaryota; Viridiplantae; Streptophyta; Magnoliopsida; Malvales; Malvaceae. Gene Ontology annotation, molecular function: thioredoxin-disulfide reductase (NADPH) activity. The record is from RefSeq and is a predicted model, not a curated record.
GACUUUCGGGUUUGCUCCAUCUCUGGUCCGCAUAGAGUUAUCCUGGCACCCAAACCAUUCGUUAGUUAUUAUUAAUUAACCUCCACAAACUCCUUUUAAUCUUUUCUUCGCCCUCGACAAAGAGAUUCCCCAAGUUCCCAUCUUUCAUUGGCUUUCGCAUCAACGCCAUGGAUCGAGCCCAGCUCCUUCUCCUAGGCUUACCUCUCUUCCUCUUCGCCACCGAUCUCAUCAGCCUCUUCACUCCUCCGCCGCCCAAACCACCUUCCCACCACCACCACCACCAUCAUCAUCAUCCCCACCCUCCCAAACCUUCAAUCAACUCUGAAACCCUAGAUUUUCCUUUACAGAAACCCAACGCUUUUGGAGGAAUCGGCUAUGGCAGCACGGUGAAUAUCAACUUUUGCGCUUCAUGCUCUUACAGGGGAACUGCUGUGACAAUGAAGAAGAUGUUAGAAACCGAGUUUCCUGGAAUUGAUGUAAUCCUUGAAAACUAUCCACCUCCAUUGCCAAAACGGUUGCUAUCCAAAGUGGUUCCAGUUUUUCAAUUUGGUGUUAUAGGAAUUAUAAUGGCAGGUGAACAGAUUUUUCCUAUGAUUGGGAUCAUGACACCACCGCCAUGGUAUUAUUCGUUGCGUGCUAACAGGUUUGGGUCCAUUGCAAGUGCUUGGCUUCUUGGGAAUGUGAUGCAGUCUUUUCUGCAGAGCUCUGGUGCUUUUGAGGUUUAUUGCAAUGGUGAAUUGGUAUACUCUAAGCUGAAGGAGGGAAGGUUUCCAGGGGAGAUCGAGUUAAAAGAUCUCGUGGGCAAAACAUUGGCUAAUACAAGAGUAACUGACGACCUUGGAGCAGUGUGGUCUUAGGUCAAUGUUUGGACAUUAACUGUUCGAUCACAGUAAUUUGAGCAUAAUAGUCCAAGGCUUGAGGUCCAUUUUGAUUAUUAGUACUUAUUAGAUUGCUGUAAUGAAAACAUCAAAAGACAUGGGAGCAGUUUUUCCAUCCUUUGUGUAUCUGAACCAUCCUUCACUUAUGGAAGCCACUUUAUUCUAACAAA